UGCGCAAAUACAGCCGAAAGAGCCAACCCUAGGCAUGCUCGUCUGACUGUGCCGACCUGUGCCCGUCAUGCUGACAGGUACAGUAGGGUGUCGUCCUCGUGGCGGUAAUAAUGGUUAGAAAACAUGGUACGGCUCAUAUGCACGCGAGACCGGAUGAGCUAGCUCAUGUGCCGAUCCACCCUCGCCCCGUAGUUGUUCAUCUGGCUUUUUUGACUUCCGAAUACUGCGGUACGGUAAGCAGCCAGCCCAGACUUCGCUCUCGCCCGCUCUCGUCUCGCUUGUUAACUUUCGCAACUGGUCCGAAACCCACGUAUAUCUGCCGAAUGUACGGGUGAUAUGCUCGCC
Molecule: messenger RNA, 345 nt
Organism: Baudoinia panamericana UAMH 10762
Lineage: Eukaryota; Fungi; Ascomycota; Dothideomycetes; Mycosphaerellales; Teratosphaeriaceae
Exons: 1
Coding region: 111-335 (74 amino acids)
Source: RefSeq, a predicted model, not a curated record